Molecule: messenger RNA, 7621 nt
Organism: Condylura cristata (star-nosed mole)
Lineage: Eukaryota; Metazoa; Chordata; Mammalia; Eulipotyphla; Talpidae
Gene: HOOK3
Product: hook microtubule-tethering protein 3
Exons: 23
Coding region: 331-2493 (720 amino acids)
Biological process (GO): cytoplasmic microtubule organization; cytoskeleton-dependent intracellular transport
Cellular component (GO): cytoplasm; centrosome
Molecular function (GO): dynein light intermediate chain binding; microtubule binding
Source: RefSeq, a predicted model, not a curated record
GCGCAGUGGCUGGUCGUUCGCGGCUCUGGUGUCUGGGCGGGUGCUUUGGGGAAGACGGGUGUGGGGCUGGGGGCGGAGACGCGGGACUGCGGGCGUGGCCGGGGGCGCGCGCAGCGGGCGCGCGGUCCCGAGUGAAAGGAGAAGGAGGGGCACAGGGGUGACGGUGCGGGAGCCGCUGCCAGCACCGGGGCGAGAGUCGGCGGCCGCGGCCCCGGCACACGGUGGACUAGAGGCCAGGUCAGCUGCCCGGACCCUCCGACGCAGCUCCAGACCCAGCGGCAGCGGUUUCUGGCGAGGUGGGGACGCGCUGCCAAACCCCAGCGAGGGAAGAUGUUCAACGUGGAGUCGGUGGAGCGGGUGGAGCUGUGCGAGAGCCUUCUCACUUGGAUCCAGACAUUUAAUGUGGAUGCACCAUGCCAGACUGUGGAAGAUUUAACGAAUGGGGUUGUGAUGGCCCAGGUUCUUCAAAAGAUAGAUCCUUCAUAUUUUGAUGAAAAUUGGCUUAACAGAAUCAAAACCGAAGUAGGAGAUAAUUGGAGGCUAAAGAUAAGCAAUUUAAAGAAAAUAUUAAAAGGAAUCCUGGAUUACAAUCAUGAGAUUUUAGGGCAGCAAAUCAAUGACUUUACCCUUCCUGAUGUGAACCUUAUUGGGGAGCAUUCGGAUGCUGCAGAGCUUGGAAGGAUGCUUCAACUCAUUUUAGGCUGUGCUGUGAACUGUGAACAGAAGCAAGAGUACAUCCAAGCCAUUAUGAUGAUGGAAGAAUCUGUCCAACAUGUGGUGAUGACAGCUAUACAAGAGCUAAUGAGUAAAGAAUCUCCUGUGUCUGCUGGAAAUGAUGCCUAUGUUGACCUGGAUCGGCAGUUGAAGAAAACUACAGAGGAAUUAAAUGAAGCCUUGUCAGCAAAGGAAGAAAUUGCUCAAAGGUGCCAUGAAUUGGAUAUGCAGGUUGCAGCAUUGCAGGAGGAGAAGAGCAGUCUGCUGGCAGAGAAUCAGAUAUUAAUGGAAAGACUUAAUCAGUCUGAUUCUAUAGAAGAUCCUAAUAGUCCAGCAGGCAGAAGGCAUCUGCAGCUCCAGACUCAGCUAGAACAGCUCCAAGAAGAAACAUUCAGAUUGGAAGCAGCCAAAGAUGAUUAUCGAAUACGCUGUGAAGAGUUAGAAAAGGAAAUCUCUGAACUUCGGCAACAAAAUGAUGAACUAACCACUUUGGCAGAUGAAGCUCAGUCGCUAAAAGAUGAAAUAGAUGUUCUUAGACAUUCUUCUGAUAAAGUGUCAAAGCUAGAAGGUCAAGUGGAAUCAUAUAAAAAGAAGCUAGAAGACCUUGGUGAUUUGAGGCGGCAGGUUAAACUCUUAGAAGAGAAGAAUACCAUGUAUAUGCAGAACACUGUUAGUCUAGAGGAAGAGUUAAGAAAAGCCAAUGCAGCCCGAAGUCAACUUGAGACAUACAAGAGACAGGUAGUAGAACUACAAAAUAGAUUAUCUGAAGAAUCAAAGAAAGCAGAUAAAUUAGAUUUUGAAUAUAAGCGGCUAAAAGAAAAAGUUGACAGUCUUCAAAAAGAAAAGGAUAGGUUAAGAACAGAAAGGGAUUCUCUGAAAGAAACCAUUGAAGAACUUCGUUGUGUACAGGCUCAAGAAGGGCAGCUCACAACGCAAGGGUUAAUGCCUCUGGGGAGUCAGGAAUCUUCAGAUAGUCUGGCUGCAGAGAUUGUUACUCCUGAAAUCAGGGAGAAACUUAUUCGUCUUCAGCAUGAAAAUAAGAUGUUAAAAAUUAGCCAAGAGGGUUCAGACAAUGAAAAAAUUGCCUUGUUGCAGAGCCUUCUAGAUGAUGCAAAUCUACGCAAGAAUGAACUGGAGACAGAGAAUAGGUUGGUGAAUCAGAGACUUUUAGAAGUACAAUCACAAGUUGAAGAAUUGCAAAAGUCUUUGCAAGAUCAAGGCUCAAAAGCAGAAGAUGCUAUUUCUGUUCUUCUAAAAAAGAAGCUGGAAGAACAUCUAGAGAAACUGCAUGAAGCCAAUAAUGAAUUGCAGAAGAAGAGAGCUAUUAUUGAAGACCUUGAACCAAGAUUUAACAACAGCUCCUUAAAAAUUGAAGAAUUACAAGAAGCUUUACGGAAGAAAGAAGAGGAGAUGAAACAAAUGGAAGAGCGAUAUAAAAAAUAUUUAGAGAAAGCCAAAAGCGUUAUCCGUACUUUAGAUCCUAAACAGAAUCAAGGAGCAGCACCAGAAAUACAAGCUCUUAAAAAUCAACUGCAGGAACGAGAUCGGCUCUUCCAUUCAUUAGAGAAAGAAUAUGAGAAAACGAAGAGUCAAAGAGAAAUGGAGGAGAAAUAUAUUGUUAGUGCCUGGUACAAUAUGGGAAUGACUCUGCACAAAAAGGCAGCUGAAGAUAGGCUUGCUAGCACAGGUUCAGGGCAGUCAUUUCUGGCUAGGCAAAGGCAGGCAACCAGCACAAGAAGAUCUUACCCGGGCCAUGUCCAGCCAGCCACAGCAAGGUAGACAAGUCUUGCCAUUAGAACAAACCCCCCUGCAUUCAAAGCAUACUUCUGUUACAUAUAACAUUUCAGGAAAUUCAGCCAGCUUAUAUUUUGUCUCUAUGUUAAUCUUCAGUUGUUUCUCCUUUGAGGACUUUUUCUCUCCCUUAUCUAUAAUGUUUUCAUUCUUGGUCCUUUAUUUUGUAGUCUUUUCAGUUCCUUUUAAUGUGCCAAAAUUUUUAAAUGCCCAGUUAAAAGUGUUGUAUAAUAGUGUAGUACUUUUCUUUGUAUGAAAAUGUCCUUUCCCCAAUGGUGUAGGCUUUGUAAUGAAUUAGAUUUUCUGCCAACAAUUGGUAUACGAUUUAUAUUCUUUAUUGUGCCUCUGUGUUAUCAUGCUUUAUAAGAAUGUCUUUGUUUAAAGGAAAUUAAUCUUUUUAUGAUAUAUUAAUCUGUGUUUUCAAUUGUUUUCCAAAUGCACUUCAAAUAACUUGCAUAUUUACUAUAUAAAAUGGUUGGCAAGUAUACUUUUUGCAAAGACAAAUACAUUGGCAGAGGUGCUAAUCAAAUCUUACCUAAGGCACCUGGUAGAAUUACUUAGAGGGAAAAAUGAAUUUUCACGUUGUUUUAUAGGAAAUUAAAUUUGUCUGAAUAUUUGGAUAUUUUUUUAACAACAUCAAUACAUAGAAUUUCAUUACUUCCUACUAGUUUGCUGGUAGAAGUGAAUGCGAUGGUUAUUUGGGGGGGGGGGGAAUUACAGAAGGAAAAAAAUGAGGCAGUGCAUUAAUUUUGUAUUGUUUUGCAAUAUCAGAGUGAUUGAUCAAAUUUUAGUAAUGUGGCUGAUAUUUCUAACUUCAGUUGCCGGUCAUAUGAAAGAUUCAUUUUCCUACUUAACAAGUAACAGUCUUCUUACCUUUUGGUAAACUACCUUCUUCACUUGCAUCUCACAAGUUUUACUUUUUCUUUAUAUAAACCCUUCUAUUUUCCAGUAAUUCCUAAUACUUAACAUCCUAAUACUAGUCUUUAAAAUCAAUAAGCGACUUCUUAUAUGUGAUGUUCUAACAUAUGUCUUUUACAUUUUUUCCCUAAUUCUCUAUACUAGUCGAAGAAUUUGCUACUGAAUAGAAUCGCUUGGGUAUUUGGUUGCCUCAAACUGCUUAGAUUUGUCAACAGAUUGUUUGUUUAUGUUAAUGAAUGACUGUCAAAUGAAAUAAUAAUCAUACAGCACUUUGACUAUAUUAGGUGCUAUAUAAAUGCAGAAUAUCAUUCAUUGGAAAAUGAAAUGCCUCUGCCUAACUUUCUAUAUUGACCAAACAUAUGGUUUCAAAUUAUAUUUAAAAAUCCCUCCACCUUUUUUUUUUACACCUGAAGUAGAAAUCACUAAAGUAGGAAUUACUAAAAUUAAAGGUCAGUUUUUUUGUUUGUUUUUGUUUUUACAUAGGUCACUUAAAAUGAGAAUUGGAGAAACUAUAUUGAAAUAUUUUAGUUCUACUUCCCUUUUUAUAAGAACACUUACCUAAAAAUUAGUAAAGUUUCCAUUUGUCCUCAGAAACCAUACUGAAGAAUGGUAGUAGAGCAUACAUAAAUGACUCUGCAUUGCACUAAUUUUUUACAUUAUGUACAGAGAAGUCUGAGUACAGGAAGAAUUAGUAGUGAUGGAGAAAACCAUGUGAGUAGAAUGUAUUGUGGGGUUUUAGAGGCUAAGCAGACUGAAUCCAACAUAGAAAGUUUUGACAAUGAAGAUUAAAAACUAAGAUAGUUACUACUCCCACAUCCUUAUUUCACAAAUAGCAUAAGGAUUUAACUAUUUUAAAACAAAGCAUGAACACUAACUUUGGUAAUGUAAAAUUGUUGGGAAAUUAUACCCACAGAAUAAAGUAGAUGAAACUAAGCAUUUAAGGGUUUAUAAACCACUCAUUUAAUAGAUUAUAGCCCGUGAGAUGAGUGGUUUUAAGUUUAGUUUUCUGGUUACUACUCCAGUUCUGGUCUCCUACCCAUUCAUCUACUUAGACAUCUAAGCAGGUUGAAAAGGCACCAGGCUUUUCAAAGGUUUACUUCUGAUUUUUCUUUUGCAUCUGUUGCAUGCCCUUAUUUUAGUGUUUAUAUUCAUAAUUUCCAUUCUCUUUUCUUAUACAUUUAAGUUUAACAUACUAUUUUCAUUACAGAUAAAACUGUAUUUCUAAACACUAUGAUUUUUUUUUUAACCAGUUAUAAAACUUAGCUGUAACAAUGACAACUGUUUCCCUUGCCCACAUUUGGACAGGAUUUAUGAAAUUUCAUUUCUCCAGUAAUGAUUAAUAAUUUCUCAGGUUUAUGAUGAUCUUUUAUGAUAUCUGGAAAUUAAGAGGCAUUGGGCACUUUAGAUGUGACCGAUACUGUGCUGUAUUUUCAUAAAUUCCUUGUACACAGUAGCUUCAUAAAGCCACAGUUCUCUUAACAGUGGAGCUAAUCCUGACAUCAGCAGUGGAGUAAGUACAGUGUUAAAUUAGAGUUAGGUUGGAUAGCUAUCACCCCACUGUCUGCACUCUUACAAACAAAAAAGCUAGCUGUCUGUUUUCCGUUUAACCAGGGUAAGAAAAUACAAAGUUAACAGCUAAAAAAUAUUAAAGCAUAACAUUUAUGUUCUGCAGUGUAUAUUUAAGAAGUUUUUAAAUGAGGAUAAAAGACAGCAAAUAUAGCAGUUCACCAUAACUAAAACAAGAAUUGUAUCUUAACAGAGCAUUCAAAACCUUGAUCAUAUCUUUUUAUCAGUUCUCUACCUGAUAAAAAUUAAGAAGUCCCUAAGUAAAGGAUCCACGAUCCAAAAUUGAUCUACACUGAAAUAUUUCUAUUAGAUAACCAUAGUCUGAUAAAAAAUUGGUUUAAUGGGUUUUUAGAUUAUAAUAAGGAUAAUAUUGUGCUCUCAUUUUGUUGAGGUUUUAUUAUUUUAUUUAUAUAAUAAAAAUUCUGUAGUGCGGAAUUAGGUUGAAUAAAACUCACAGAAAUAGCAGCCUGUGUAUUUCAUUAGUCCCUACAAAAAGCAUGAAAAAUUAGUGAUGCACAAAUAGCAGUAACUGACAAAGAGGAGUUAGUUGAGAAGAGGCACUGCAUUUUAUUUAUGAGCUAUUUUACUCACAUCUCCUUUUCAGUACCAGUUUUGUUUAUUCUAAUUAACUAAUAUAAUAUUACAUACUCUUUUGUGCCUCUUGUUCUCAGAGCAGCUUUCAGUCCUUUAAAGAUACCACCAUGUUUAAAACUUGAAAAUAUCCCAAAUAAAAGGUAUCUUGAUAAUUUUUAAGUUUUCCUCACUCUGUGCAUUUAAUCUCUGAUUGUCCAGAUCUCAGGCUCCAGGAAUAUUAUAAUUAUCCCUAUUUGGAACACUGUGAGAUGUAUCUGAGAAAACAUCCAGAACCCACAGUUAGAGUAAAACCUGGUUGGUUUACAGCCACAUGAAUGAGAACUUUGCUCCUAAAGUGAGAUGAAUGUGCUUGGCAUCUUGCUUUUGUUAAGGGCAAAAUAACAGCAUUAGAAAUAAAAUUGUUCCUGUUGCCUAUAUUUGGAAAAAUAUUUUGACUUUCCAUCUUUAUGUUAUGAAGGAACUCUGCCUAGAAGAGACUGUCAAUUGAUGUAGCAUUGUACUUAACAGUGAAGCCCCAGGGAUAUCCUGAAGUAGCAUAAAAGAGUAUAGGGUGCAAAAUAAAAUGGAAUAUCAGAAUAUUCAAAAAGUUAUUUUAGCAUAUCUUUUAUUUUUCCCUUUUUAUGAGUUAAAAGGGGUUCCAUUCAGUAAAGAAAAUAUUCUUUCCUGUAGACCAGCUGCAGAAUGGCAGUUUAUUUUGGUAAUUGCACAACCCAGUUGCAUUACAUUUAGGAAGCAUUUCAGAGUUUAUUCUUUGUAACUAUAAUGAUUAAAAUAUUUUAUAUCAUCAACUUUUUAUAUAAGGAAAACUAUUCUCAAUGUCUGUGUCAUCCAGUAUUUUACUUUCUAUAAAGCAUAUUUAAAUAAUUGGUAUAUGUUCCUUUAUUGAAAUUUGGAGGUAUUUUUUGCCUAGUUUCGGCUCAGUAAUUUCUAAGCUUUGUAAUAAAUACCAUUCUGGUCUUAGAAACCUAAAAAUAAGCAAAUAACUAGCUGCUAAUACAGCUAAUCUACCUUUCCCAACCCCCCAAAAUUCUGAAAGUAUUAAUAUUUAAUUUAUUAAAUGAAGGACCGCAAAAUGUGAUAACAUCCUUACCUGUGUUCUUAGGAAAUAUUCACUGAUUAUUUUGUUUUCAGAAGCCUUUUAUUAAAUCCAAUUCACAUGUAUUAUCAUCAUGAAUAUUGGAACUUAAAAAAUGUAUGUUUAUAUAUAUAUAUAUCUUGAAACACGAGUACACUUAGGUUCUUUGAAUUGCAUUGAAAAUGAUAGAGAAGGGACUUUAGUUUAUUUGAGAACAGGACAAGUAUAUGUGUUUUUGCAAUUUUGAGGGGCUUCCUGGUAAUUACGUAUCAACAAUUAUGUGUUGUCUCAUUUCACAAUUUUUUGUAUUUUUUAUUUUCUCCAGUAGUAUUUUAUGUUGCUGGUUAGAUUUGUAUGCCAUAUAGAGCAUAGAAAUCUGGGAAAGUAGCAGAAGCCUAUUAAAGCAAAUCCAUUCCUGGAGGGUGGGAUGGAUUAUCAGGAUAAGAAAUGACCUAAUUAUAAAUAAAUACUCAGACAGAACUAUUACUACAAUUCAUACUUUGUCUAUCUUAACAAGUGUUCCUAAAGUAAUGGAUUAAACAAAAUUUUGUCUGUUACAUGAUCAUUCAGUACAAACAGCAAACAAACACAUAAUUUAGUUUUAAUUGUCCUGCCCUUCAGUGGGCGUUAACUAGGCAAACAGUAUUAGUUUUCUAGAGUUACCACUUUAUCUACUUUAAAAACCAUUAGCCCAGUUUUAUGUUCCCCUUGAUUACACAUAGUAGCCCAACACAAAAUUUUGCUUAAAAUGGAAGACUUAAAAAAAUAAUUCAAAAAAAGCCUUUACGUACCUGAUAUAUUACUGCCAGACUCUGAUUUAAACACUUAGCAUCUGAAGAUGAACUCAUCAGAGCAGGUGUCCUUAGCUUCAAAAUUUUAGGUUCACAGGGCUAACAUAUCAAAUUACAUAUUUACUCAGAGCUUAAAGGGCGAAAUAAAUAUGAUGAGAAGAGCAAUCAAAAU